Messenger RNA from Pundamilia nyererei, 409 nucleotides. RefSeq names its product transcription factor 7-like 2. Lineage: Eukaryota; Metazoa; Chordata; Actinopteri; Cichliformes; Cichlidae. Gene Ontology annotation, cellular component: chromatin; beta-catenin-TCF complex. Bases 80 to 376 code for a protein of 98 amino acids. Gene Ontology annotation, molecular function: RNA polymerase II cis-regulatory region sequence-specific DNA binding; DNA-binding transcription factor activity, RNA polymerase II-specific. Gene Ontology annotation, biological process: canonical Wnt signaling pathway; regulation of transcription by RNA polymerase II. The record is from RefSeq and is a predicted model, not a curated record. The transcript is spliced from 3 exons.
AUUCAUAGUGGAGGGAGGGUCUGUCAGCUACACCCCCCUGGGAUCCGCUCCUCCUCUGCCCGAGCACCAACUUUCAUAUAUGGCUGCUCCAAUCACCAUGCAGCCAUCUCAUAUGUAUGGCCAGCCAGGCACAGCUAGACAAGGACAGUUGCCUGUAAACAACAUCCCAUCGGCAACAACAGGAACUGUUCUUCCAGCUCCUCCACCCCACAGCUGCACUCCAAAAAAGCAUCAAACCAAACAGGGUGCAGACCAGGCUUACAUUAAGAAGCCCCCGAAUGCCUUCAUGCUGUACCUUAAAGAGCAGAGGCCAAAGGUCAAAGCAGAAUUAAAUAUCGGUGACAGUGCAGCUGUGGGAGAGAGAGUAAGUGUGUAACUCUGAAUACAUUUAUACAUCUGUUAAUGUUCU